Molecule: messenger RNA, 926 nt
Organism: Prosopis cineraria
Lineage: Eukaryota; Viridiplantae; Streptophyta; Magnoliopsida; Fabales; Fabaceae
Exons: 4
Coding region: 328-780 (150 amino acids)
Molecular function (GO): calcium ion binding; enzyme regulator activity
Source: RefSeq, a predicted model, not a curated record
CACAGUUCCAUUGAUUUUUGACAAUAAAUGGCGGGGCCAGACCAAAAUGUCGGAUUGAAGUUUUCCUUGUUCAAUAGCUAAUCGGUGACGCUUUGUGGUUGUGGAAAAGUUCCUGCUUUUGAAUUGGAAUAAUUUCUGCCUCCUGCUUCUCUUGACUACCUUGAAAUACAAGUUUUGCCCCGCUUGUGUGCCUAUAUAAGAAAGCCAACGAGCCAAGCUCCACAAGACUAUACACCAAAUUUCUCCUCCUUCCUCUUCUUUCUUUCUGUCCGAGCAAGAAGCCAAGUAGCAAGUUAUUAAUUUUCUGUUUCCUCCGCGCCAGAAUAAAUGAUGAUGACAGAUCCACUCACAGAGGAUCAGGUUGCUGAUUUCCGGGAAGCCUUUAGCCUCAUUGACAGGGACUCAGAUGGAUUUAUUACAGUGGAUGAGCUGGCCACCAUUGUGCAAUCACUAGAUGGAAAUCCCACUAAAGAAGAAAUUCGAGAAAUGAUCAGCGAAGUGGAUAUUGAUGGCAAUGGGAGCAUAGAUUUUGAGGAGUUCUUGACAAUUAUGAGCAGGAAAAUGAAGGAAAAUCUGUCUGAGGAACUAAAAGAAGCCUUUAAAGUAUUUGACAGAGAUGGAGAUGGAUAUAUUUCUGUUACCGAGCUGAGAAACGUAAUGAUGAAUUUGGGAGAGAGGUUGACGGAUGAAGAGGCAGAACAGAUGAUUAAAGAGGCAGAUUUGGAUGGGGAUGGUCAGGUUAGCUAUGAAGAAUUUGCAAGCAUGAUGAUGGCCAACUGAUCUCAAUCAUUGUGCAUUACCCAAAAUAAACUUAUGUUGGCUGGGAAAAAAAAGCCCCAUCAACAUAUUAUGUAAAUACUUCAUUUUACUGUUACGUGACUUGAUAUUAUUAAUUUGUUAAUUUCUAACGUUCCUAAAUCGUUAAA